Triticum aestivum (bread wheat) is the source of this 2396-nucleotide messenger RNA. RefSeq names its product wall-associated receptor kinase 3-like. Bases 41 to 2140 code for a protein of 699 amino acids. NCBI's taxonomy places the organism in Eukaryota, Viridiplantae, Streptophyta, Magnoliopsida, Poales, Poaceae. The record is from RefSeq and is a predicted model, not a curated record. Gene Ontology annotation, molecular function: ATP binding; protein serine/threonine kinase activity; polysaccharide binding. Gene Ontology annotation, biological process: cell surface receptor signaling pathway; protein phosphorylation. Gene Ontology annotation, cellular component: plasma membrane. The transcript is spliced from 3 exons.
UCUAUGGUGAGCAGUCUGUAGACGGUAGCCAUCACACUCAAUGUCGUGGCCAGUGUUGUCAUUCUCGGUGGUGGCGAUGGCGGCGGCAGCGGCAGCGGCGCUCGUAGCAGCGAGCGGAGCAGCGCCGGCGCCCAUAGGGAAACACGGCUGCGAAACGAGGUGCGGUGACGUGAGCGUGCCAUACCCGUUCGGCUUGGGACCGGACAGGUGCUCCGCAGCGGCAGGCUUCAAGCUCACCUGCGUCCACGGCAACACUACCGGUACCAGACCCGGAGCAGCCAGCCGGCCCCGGCUGUUCCUCAGCGACUACAGGGGCUUCGAGAUCAUGGAUAUCUCAGUGGAAAACCGGACGGUUAGCGGGGUCAGCCCCACUAUCUUCAGCAACGCCGCCAUCAACAGCACUAUCAGGAGGUCUAUGGGCUUCGGUGACAACCGCUGGAAGAACACCAGGCCACCGAGCACCUCCUAUCUGGUGGCCACGGGGUGCAACGUGCAGGUCACGCUGCUCUUCACUACUCCUGCCGGCACCCACAGCUACACCUCCGGCUGCACCUCAUACUGUAGCGGCAGUGCUGUGAUCACCGACAACGACGUCCGGAACUACGGCGUUGGCUUCUGCACUACCCCGGUCGUCUCAUACCUCGCGUCCUAUACCGUGGAGCUCAAGCGGCUCGCCGGGAACAGCACCAUUAACAACGAUCUCCCGGUGUACGUGUUCAUCGCCGAGGAAGGUUGGUUUGGUCCGGACCGGGCCGUAGAUCUUAUGAAUCUGGGCGCACGUCGUUCCAGACUCAAGGCCAAGGAUGAACAUCUGUUGGUACCCUUGACCCUCGACUGGGUAUGCAUCCAUGGAUCCUGCAACGCCUCCGUCAACGCCAACUGCACCACACUCGACAACGUGUGCCAAUGCAAUCCUGGCUAUAAGGGUAACCCUUACCUAACGGAUGGAUGCCAAGAUAUCGAUGAGUGCAUGCAGCCAAUGGACCAUGGCUGUUUCGGUUUAAUCAUUGGUCUCUCCGUUGCUACUGGCGCAUCCUCCAUUCUUUUCUUUCUGGGUGGAUUGUUAAUAAUUCGCAAGAUUAAGCAUCACAAGGCUGAAAAGUUGAAACAGAAGUUUUUCAAUCAAAAUCAUGGACAGCUAUUGCAACAACUAGUAUCUCAAAGGUCUGACAUUGGCGGAAGGAUGAUCAUCCCUUUAAAGGAAAUAGAGAAGGCCACAAACAAUUUUGAUCAAACGCGUAAACUUGGUGGCGGAGGGCAUGGUACAGUCUACAAAGGAAUAUUGUCAGACUUACAUGUUGUGGCCAUCAAAAGGUCAAAUAUUGUGGUCCAGAGAGAAAUUGAUGAGUUCAUAAAUGAGGUUGCCAUACUAUCACAAAUCAACCAUAAGAAUAUUGUUAAGCUUCAUGGUUGUUGUCUCGAGACAGAAGUCCCACUAUUGGCCUACGAAUUCAUUUCCAAUGGAACCCUUGGUGAUCAUCUUCAUAAUGAAUCACCAAAAUCAAUAUCUUGGAGUGGCAGGCUAAGGAUCGGAAGUGAAGUAGGAAGAGCAAUUGCUUACCUUCAUUCUGCUGUUUUAGUUCCUAUAAUACAUAGGGAUAUCAAAUCUUCUAACAUACUUCUUGAUGAUGCUUUCACGGCAAAAGUAUCAGACUUUGGUGCUUCGAGGUACAUUCCAAUCGAUCAGACAGGUAGAACAGAAACAGCAGUGCAAGGAACUAUAGGAUAUCUUGAUCCUAUGUACUACUACACGGGACGGCUGUCAGAAAAGAGCGAUGUUUAUAGCUUUGGAAUCCUUCUUGUGGAGUUGCUUACGAGGAAGAUGCCAACCAUGUAUAGAACCUCAGCAGGUGAUGGACUUGUGGCACAAUUUGUUGAAAUCCUGGAAGAAGGCAAACUAGUUGACAUACUGGAUUCCCAAGUUGUAGAGGAGGGAGGUAGCGAAGUUGAAGAAGUAGCUGCUCUAGCGGCAUCAUGUAUAAAAUUAAGAGGAGAGGAUAGGCCAACCAUGAGGCAAGUGGAGAUGGCACUCGAAGGCAUUCAGGCAAACAAGCAGCUUGUCCUAACUGAUUUGGGAGCAGAGCGAAAUGAGGAGAACUACUUAACCAGAACCAGUUUGAGCUUGGAGGAAGUGAGCUGAUGAUAUAACCAAGAAGAGUCAUUCUCAGUACUAUCUAGGCGGUGUCCCUUUAAGUUUUUUUUUUUGAUGUUUGAGCAAGUUGAUCCUAGGUGUUGUUAGAUUAUUAAUCUGUAGCAUUUAUUUUGUGUCGGAUGCAUGUAUUCUGUAAUUUGUGUGUCACUGGGAGACCUGGAUGUUGGCGGGUCUCCCGCACCUGGUAAAUUUUCUACGAGUGAGAACAUUGUUGAAAUAUUUUUUCUACGCCAUUAAUUAAAGA